Molecule: messenger RNA, 429 nt
Organism: Trichobilharzia regenti
Lineage: Eukaryota; Metazoa; Platyhelminthes; Trematoda; Strigeidida; Schistosomatidae
Source: the annotation of a GenBank genome assembly
AUGUUUUGUCAUGUUAGCAGCCAUUUCUCUUCAAAAUGGAACGUUAAGUCAAUGAAUUAUAUGAGUGUAAUGCUUAUAUUACUGAUAAAAGCGAUUGUGCUACAAUCGAAUUCACCUGUCAUAAAUGCGAAUGAAGGAGUUAACAAUCUCAGCUCACCAGAAGAACAACAGAGGGUUCAAAAUUUGGCAAAACUGAUGACACUCUUCUAUUCAAGUGAUGCGUUCAACAAGUACAUGGAGAAUCUUGAUGCAUAUUAUAUGCUUCGAGGAAGACCAAGGUUUGGAAAGCGCAGUCCAUACACAAUAGAUGAUAAUGAUGCUGUUAUUAGAAAUCAUCUACUUAACAAUCAUCGACGUCAAAAGCUAUUGAGGAAAUAUCUACCUCACAAUGGUGAUAAUGAAUUUGAUGAUGGUCUAACCAGAAAAUGA